ACUGGAAAAGAUCGGACACAUUGUUACAAAGAUGGGUUAGAGAGACCAUUAAUGAAGAUGUUCUUCCAAAUGUGGUGUGCCUGAAAAGUGCCAAAGAUAUGUGGUCAAAGUUAAUUACCCUCCAUGAAACAAAAAUAGAGUACCCAUACCCAGCAGAGAUCAACGUGGGGACUUUAUUCCUAUCAAGCUGUCUAAAGAUAACUAUUUUAGGUGGAAAACGUUGAUGCUUGGUCUUAUUGAGACUCAAGGCUUGCUUGCUUUCAUUAAUGGUGAGGUCUCAGCACCACCUGAAAGGAUCAUAGUACCAGAAGACGGUGAAAAUGUCGUAGUACCAGAUAAUGUUGUUACUUAUGCUAAUGCUGACGGUGAUAGCUGCAUUAUCUACACGAAGAUGAUAGAUAACCAGCAUUACCAGGAUUGGAAAAGAUCCGACCAGCUGUUGCUAACAUGGAUCAAGGAGACAAUCAAUGAAGAUGUUCUUCGAAGUGUGGAGUGCUGCAAAACUGCUAAAGAUAUGUGGUCAAACAUAAUUAUCCUGCGUGAAAGAAAAAUAGACUGUCCACACGGGGCAGUAGGUGUCAAGGUGACCGACUUUGUUCCGAUGAAGCUGUCUAGUAGUGAUAACUAUUGUACUUGGAAAACGUGGAUGCUUCGUUUUAUUGAGAAUCAAGGCAUGCUUGGUUUCAUCAAUGGUGAAGUUUCAAAACCAACAUUUUCUGACCAAAACAACAGCAGCAACAACAACGAUGAAUGGAGAAAAUCAGACGAGCAGUUGCAAAGAUGGAUGAAGGAAACGAUGAGCGAAGAUAUCUGCCAAGAGUUGGUACGGCUUGAAACGUCAAAAGAUAUAUGGGAAACAUUAAUCACACUUCAUGAAACUAAUGUGGUGUACCCAUACCCAGUAGAGGUCAACAUGCCUGACUCUGUUCCCUUGAAGCUUUCCAGAAGCAACUAUGUUGUGUGGAGAAGACAGAUGCUUGGUCUUUUUAGGAAUGAAGGCUUGCUUGGUUUCAUUUUGCCACAAAAAAAGAUCAUCCCGAGAGCAGUUCCCUUGGCAUGGAAAAGAACAGAUGCGUUGUUGAAAAGCUGGGUUAUAAAGACUAUCAAUGAAAACUUGGUUGCAUAUGUGGUGGACUUGGAAACUGCCAGGGAUAUGUGGACUAAGUUAGAAGCAGAAUUCACUUAUGGAAAAGGUUCCUCUACUGAAACUAUAUUUGAGUACCCAUACCCAGAAGAGGCUAACGUGGGGGACUUUGUUCCCAUCAAGCUCUCAACAGAAACCUCUUCUCUGUGGGAAGAUUUGAUGUUUAGUCUUAUUGAGAGACAUGGAUUGGUUGGUUUCAUCAAUGGCAAGAUUCCCGCACCACCGAAAGGGAUCAGAAUAGCAGAUGAGUCUAAUAGCCAAAAUAUGGUUUAUAAGAACCCAGAUUACAUGGCAUGGAAAAGAACAGACCAGCUGUUACAGAGCUGGAUUGUGGGGACCAUCAAUCAAGAUCUUCUUCCAUGUUUGGUGAACUUGGAAACUGCCCAAGAGAUAUGGACAAAGUUAUAUAAACUCUUCGAUUUCGGUUUUCAUAUAUAUGAAAGUACUGAAACCGAUGAGGAAACAGAAGAAGAUCCAAUUAGUAAAUAUGUGUCGCUGCACUGACAGGUGAUUGGGAGACAGGCAACGAAUUUAUUAAAAAAAACCCAGGUGCAGAGAGAGCCUUUGUCACAAUAGUAAAUGAAACAGCACUGAUGAUAGCAGUUAGAUCAUCAUCUGCGCGGGGAAAUCAUUUUGUGAAGAAGCUCUUGGAGUCUAUGUCAUUAGAGGAUGUGGCCCUACGUGAUAGUAUUCGUGGCAGAACAGCUCUACAAUAUGCUGCAAUAGCUGGCAAUACUGGGGCAGCCAAGUUGUUAGUGGACAAGAACCCAUUCCUUCCCAAUUGUUGUAAUGAUGAAGACUUCACACCUCUCCUCGGUGCGGCAGCAUACGGCCGAAGGAAGAUGGUUGAUUACUUGUUGGACGUCACCAAAGAUGAUAUUCAUCCUAAACCAUUUGAGUUCAAAAUGCUAUUCAUUUGAAAGAAAUCAGCAGCAUGACUACUUAAUUCAUAAUUUACUAAAUUAAAUACAGGGUUGUAAAUUAAAUCUGAUACUUUGUGGUCUAUUAGGUGAGCAAUAUUGUAAAUUAUUAUUAAUUAUAAAAAUAGUUUUCAUACACGGAAAAAACAAGAAAACAAAAAUGAUACAAAAAAAAUAUUAAAACAAAACAACUUCUUAAUUACUCAUUAAACCUUAAUUUAUCAUAUUUAUGUCACAGAUAUUGCUCAAGAAAACAAAAAUGAUAUAAAAAAAAUAUUAAAACAAAACAACGUCUUACUCAUUAAAACUUAAUUUAUCAUAUUUAUAUCACAGAUAUUGCUCUAUUAUUGAUUCAGCGCUACCCCAAACUGGCAUGGGAGCAACAUCAUCCGGCACUGGAAGUAAUUGCUCUGAGUGGUUCUUCUGCAUUUAAAAGUGGAGCACAGCUAAAUUGGUGGCAAAACUUUAUCUACUCUUAUGUUCCCACAAAGUUAGAAGCUCCACAUAACUGUUACAGAGGAGACAUCGAGAAUCCUACCAAUAUCAGCUUCCUCUCAGUGAAGCGAAAACUGCAUUAUAUAACAUGGAAAGUCAUUUUAAUAUUUGUCCCACAGAUGAAAUGCAUUCAAGAUAUAAAAUUGAAACACGAGCAAGCACUUCAGCUUGUCAAACAUCUUUGCUGUAAAAGUUUGGAGUUGAAAUCCUCAAAAGUUAAAGAGAUAAUUCAAAAUUCUUUAAUGCGUGCAGCAAAUUCCGGGAUUACUGAAGUUAUUGAAGAAAUUAUUGAAGUGGUUCCGGGAUCAGUUUAUCAUACAAAUGAGAUGGGACAAAAUAUAUUCCAUGUUACAAUUUUGAACCGUUGUGAAGAUGUAUUCAACCUCAUUUAUCAAUUUCGUGAGGAGGUAAGACACCUUAUAUUGACAGAUGAAGACUCAAAUGAUAAAAGUUGUUUAGAUCUGGUUGUAGAUUUGAAGAAAGUGCAAAAACUCAAUUUUAGAGCAAGUGCGGCUGGUGCAGCUCUACAGAUGCAGCGUGAAUUGCAAUGGUUCAAGGAAGUAGAAAAACAUGCAAUUGAUUAUUACAAAGAAUUCCGUAAAAAGGAAACAACUACGUCAGGACCGGUAUAUACUGAGGCACAUUAGGAGUUAGUCAAAGAAGGAGAGAAAUGGAUGAAAGACACAGCCACCUCUUGUACAAUUAUAGCAGCUCUUGUAACUACUGUAGUGUUUGCCGCUGCUAUUACAGUACCGGGUGGAAAUGAUCGCAACAAAGGCUUUCCAAUUCUCUUUGAGGAUAGAGGCUUCAUAACCUUUGUUAUAUCAGAUGCACUUGGGCUUUUCUCAUCCAUCUCCUCUGUGGUGAUGUUCUUAUCUAUCUUGACUUCGCGUUAUUCAGUAACUGAUUUUCUCUUCACCUUACCCAAUAGGUUAAUCAUUGGUCUUAUAACCCUCUUUAUCUCCUUAAUAUCCAUGAUGGUAGCUUUCGGUGCCACACUCUAUCUUAUGUUUGCACAUAAGAUUACAUGGAUCAUUUUUCCACUUACUGCAUUUUCCUGUAUACCUGUAGCAUUGUUUGCCUACUCCCAAUUUCCUCUCCUUUUGGAUAUGAUCAUAUCCACUUAUGGCCCCGGCAUUUUCGGUCAACGGAGUGAUCGUAUCCUUUUCUGGAUAUGUAAAUCGAGAAAGGAAAAACUUUAAUCUUGUAUCAUUUUCUAUCUGUAUCAAUUAAGUCAUUGAAUGAAUGAACUAAAAUUUCGUUUCCAUAAAGCCUGUUUUGGCACUCAUAAACGUUACAGAGAACAAAGUUAAUGUUAU
Molecule: messenger RNA, 3878 nt
Organism: Cornus florida
Lineage: Eukaryota; Viridiplantae; Streptophyta; Magnoliopsida; Cornales; Cornaceae
Exons: 10
Coding region: 224-1648 (474 amino acids)
Source: RefSeq, a predicted model, not a curated record